Messenger RNA from Aspergillus calidoustus, 222 nucleotides. The record is from the annotation of a GenBank genome assembly. Lineage: Eukaryota; Fungi; Ascomycota; Eurotiomycetes; Eurotiales; Aspergillaceae.
AUGGUAUUUCCUCACUCAUCGAGUCAGGUGUCCUGGCCAGGUGAGUCUGAUGAGGAUACUGCUAGGAGAGGUGAUGGGAAUGAGAAAGAGGAUAAAUGCGUCGAGCCUUGGAGGGAUAGUGCUAGCGACGCCGAGCCAACGCCAAUAAGGCCAAGAAGAUUGCAGAUUAGAGGAAGAGGCGAAACAGGCAUUAUCAGAGACCACUGUAUAGGAAGUCUGUGA